Coccinella septempunctata (seven-spotted ladybird) is the source of this 3198-nucleotide messenger RNA. RefSeq lists its product as uncharacterized. Lineage: Eukaryota; Metazoa; Arthropoda; Insecta; Coleoptera; Coccinellidae. The transcript has a single exon. The record is from RefSeq and is a predicted model, not a curated record. Bases 1 to 3198 code for a protein of 1065 amino acids.
AUGUGUCCGAGCAGACCCUCAUAUGCUCAACUGUUAUCUAAUAGGGUGAGAUGGAUGCUGCGGGGAGAAAAACUGUCCCGAGCCGAGUUGGGAAACAUCAAAACUAGUUGCUAUCCACUCGAAAUACCAGAAGAACAGAACUCGAUAGCUGAGGAAACCAACCGGCGUAGAUCAUCGCUGAGGAUGAGACAAAGCGGACUUUAUGUGAGGAGUGAGCAGGCUGAGACGAUCGAACAACAGUUCCUCGAGAACCUCAUGAAAUUUUCUGGUAUGAAUCCUGAAAGUAGACCGAAGAUACCACGGUUGCAGCACUCAAAGCUGAUCUUGGAAACGAUGAAAUCUUUGAACUCGGUGAUUCCUGGACAUCUCGGAGAAGUUGACACGCUUACUGAACUGGUUGAUGUUGUAUAUGCCGGAGCUGUUACGAUCUGUGAAUUUCAUGGGAAAAAAAUUAAUGAAAACGCGGCUCAGAGACUGAAUGGCCCCCCUCCUUGGAAGAGACGCCUGGAACAGAAGAUCGUUUUGAUAAGAAGAAAAAUAGGAAAACUCCAUACUUACCUUCAUUCACCAAAUCCAUCGAACAAGGUGAUCAAAGCUACCAGGAAAACGGCCUCCGAAUAUAGGAUAAAACGGAGAGAUCCGGAGUUCAAGGAAAAAAUCUUGGUGCUCUGUGAUAAUCUGAAACAAAAGAUCAGAGCAUUAGGUAGUCGCAUAAGACGGUACAAUGAGAGAGUCACAAGACACAAAAAUAAUAAGUUGUUCUUUCAAAACCAAAAAAAGUUUUUCAGGGACCUUGAACAGGGAAGUACCGAGGGGGGUGAUCGACUUGAGCUUGGGGCAGCUGAGGAAUACUGGGGUGAAGUUUGGUCUAAAAAGACCACAUAUGAUCGAAAUAUGCCUUGGAUACAAGAAGCUGAAUCCAGGAUCCCAACAACUCAAAUGGAAGAAAUUAACAUCGAGGGGUCUGAUAUAGCAGACGUACUGAAGGGUUCUAAUAACUGGGCAACUCCAGGAUGCGAUAAUUUGCACAACUAUUGGUGGAAACAUUUCACCAGUGUCCACGAGAUAUUGUCGAUACUGCUUAAAAGAUCCCUUUCAGACCCCAAUCUCCUCCCAAGUUACUUCACUCAGGGCCAAACAUAUUUGAUUCUGAAGGGUGGAGAUCCGAAAAAUCCUGAAAAUUAUCGCCCAAUAACAUGCCUCCCUGCAGUGUAUAAAAUAUUGACAGCGAUCGUCACGAAACACCUGAAUAAGCACCUACGAACACAUAAUCUUAUGGCCCCUGAGCAAGGGGGUGGGCGAAUAAGAACUAAAGGCUCCAAGGAACUCCUGGUUGUAGACUAUAUAAUCACAAAGCAGGCACGUAAGAAACUGAGAAAUAUCUCGGUCGCGUGGGUGGACUAUCGCAAAGCCUUUGACUCGGUACCCCACUCCUGGCUGCUGAAAGUUCUUCGGAUGCAUGGCAUCGAUGAGAAGGUCAUCAAUCUCUUGGAGUUUCUGAUGCGUACCUGGAGAACCUCCCUCUUCGUUCAUAAUGGAGAUGAGAUGAGAGGAUCCAAGAAUAUUGAGAUAAACCGGGGUGUUUUUCAAGGCGACACUCUUAGUGCGGUGUGGUUCUGUAUGGCUCUCAAUCCUCUAAGUAUGCUACUCAGGAAUACAAUUUACGGAUAUGUCAUUGACAAGCCUAGACAAGUCCGAGUUAACCAUAGUCUGUAUAUUGAUGAUCUCAAAUUGUAUGGGGCCAACUUUGAUCAGCUUAAAAGACUUCUGGAAAUAGUCUCACAGUUCAGCGACUCGAUCGGCAUGAGCUUUGGAGUUGAGAAGUGUGCAACUUUAGAAGUGAUACGCGGAAAAGUCCAAGCCUCGAAUUUUGAAACAACUUUGAUGAAUCAGACUGUAAUACCUUAUUUGGGCGUAGGUGAUUCAUACAAAUACUUGGGAAUCAAACAAGCUCUAGAUAUUCAAACAUCGGAAAUGAAAGAUUUCUUCAGGCAGAGACUACUCAAAAGAGUUACCAUCCUUCUGAAGUCAAAAUUAAACGCUCGAUCACUUUUCACUGCCAUCAAUAUCUGGGCAAUACCCACGAUCACUUACUCUUUCGGGGUUCUGACUUGGUCAACGACUGAACUCAAAGAAAUGGAUAGAGCGUUAAGAUCCCUGCUGGUAAAGUUUGGAGUCCAUCAUCCCCACUCAUCGGUAAUACGCCUAUAUCUGCCACGCCAACAGGGGGGCAGAGGCUUGCUAAACUUAGAGGAUGUCCACAGGGCAAACAUAACAUCACUGAGGAAUUAUUUUCUUAAAAAGAACUCACCUUUUUUCCAGGCGAUCCGUGAGGCGGACCGAAACCUGUCACCAUUGAGACUGUCGGAACCGGAUGUUCAAUACACUGACCAAUCAAUGCAACAGCUUAUCGAGCAGUGGGGUGCCAUGGCCUUACAUGGGCGAUAUCCUGGGUGCCUGAGGGGAGAGCAUGUUAAUAAAAUGGAGUCUCUGACUUACCUGCGAGCCGGAUACUUAUAUCCAGAAACUGAGGGUAGACUCCUGGCAAUACAGGAUCAAGUUAUGCCAACCAGAAUGUACCAAAGGCACAUUGCUAAGCUGGACAUACCAUCUGACCGAUGUCGUAAGUGCUCCCAGGCACCUGAAACUAUACAACAUGUUACGUCUUCUUGCCCCAUUUUGGCGCCGAGAGAAUACCUUGAAAGACAUAACAACAUGGCAAAAAUCUAUCAUCAGAAAAUAGCACUGAAUCUGGGGUUACUCCAGGAUGUAACUCCGAACCAUCUAUAUGUCCCAAGAACAUUAAUUGAAAGUGCACGAUACAAACUAUACUGGGACUCGGCGCUGGUGACGGACAGAAGCGUAAUGCAUAAUAGACCCGACAUAGCGCUUUUCGAUAAUGACAGGAGGACGUGCGUGUUGAUAGAGUUCACAAUCCCAGCUGAUGAUAACAUCACAAGAGCAUACACCGAAAAAAUAACGAAGUAUGGUGACCUGGCGUUUCAGCUGAAGGAGAUGUAUGAUCUGAGCAAGAUUAGCAUUCUUCCGUUAAUAAUGUCGACCAAUGGAAUAGUUGAGGCACACCUACCUGAGAACACCAGGAGAUUAUGUUUGGAGCUAGAUGUCAUCUCUACUUCCCAGAAGCAGGUCAUCUUGAGUACAACUAGAAUUGUUCGGAGGUUUCUACAAAGUUUUUGA